Messenger RNA from Lolium rigidum, 1360 nucleotides. RefSeq names its product E3 ubiquitin-protein ligase At1g12760-like. The record is from RefSeq and is a predicted model, not a curated record. The transcript is spliced from 5 exons. Bases 16 to 939 code for a protein of 307 amino acids. NCBI's taxonomy places the organism in Eukaryota, Viridiplantae, Streptophyta, Magnoliopsida, Poales, Poaceae.
GGCAGCCGCCGCCUGAUGCGCGAGCCGUCGGUGGCCGUGCGGGAGUCGGCGGCGGAGCACCUCGAGGAGCGCCAGACGGACUGGGCCUACUCCAAGCCCGUCGUCGUGCUCGACGUGCUCUGGAACCUCGCCUUCGUCGCCGUCGCCGCCGCCGUCCUCGCCGCCUCCCUCGGCGAGAGCCCCGCCGUCCCUCUCCGCUUCUGGAUCGCGGGCUACGUGCUCCAGUGCCUUCUGCACGUCUUCUGCGUCGUCGUUGAGUACAGGCGCCGCCGACGGGACGCCCGUGGUGCUGGGGCUGGGGCUGGAGCGCAGCAGGAUGAUGCUGGAGAUGGGGACGACAAGAUCAGUAUCGUCAAGCACCUGGAGUCUGGAAACACGAUGUUUUCCUUCAUAUGGUGGAUCAUUGGAUUCUAUUGGGUAUCUGCAGGUGGUCUAGCCUUGUCAGAAGACGCUCCUCAACUUUACUGGCUCUCCAUUGUUUUUCUGGCAUUUGAUGUUUUCUUUGUGGUAUUCUGUGUUGCUCUGGCGUGUGUGAUUGGCAUUGCUGUCUGUUGCUGCCUGCCUUGUAUUAUUGCCAUCUUAUAUGCUGUAGCUGAUCAGCAGGAAGGAGCAUCUGAGGACGACAUUAAUAGCCUAUCCAAAUACAAAUUUCGGACAAUGGGUGAUGCAGACAAGCUGGUUGCUGGAAUUGCAGCACCUGUGGGUGGAGUAAUGACUGAGUGUGGUACCAACCCUCCAGUUGAACACAUUCUUUCUGCUGAGGAUGCAGAGUGCUGCAUCUGCCUAUGCCCAUACGAAGAUGGUGUUGAGCUGCGAGAACUCCCCUGCAACCAUCAUUUCCACUGCACCUGCAUAGAGAAGUGGCUUCACAUAAAUGCGACGUGUCCACUGUGCAAGUUUAACAUCAUCAAGAGCAACCUUGGAAGCGAAGAGGUGUAGGCAGCACAAGUGAGAAGGCCUCUUGAUACCUUCCAGCCGAGUUCAUCAGAUGUACUGCAUACCGGUUGUGUGGUUACGCAUGGAUGACUCGUUGAAUUACGAGGUAGUGCACAGAUGGUUCCUGAAGUGAUUUUCUUGCAGCGAUACCUAGUAAAGCGAAGUGUGAUGUACAUUUUUUUCUCAUCUUGAUCAGUUUGCAUUGCGGUUUCUCAUGGUUUUUGUGUAGCUAGUGUUUAAAUACGUGAAAAGUAGUGAUUUGUGCAAAUGUUUCAUGGAUUGGGGCUUAGUUACAUGUACAUACAGAGUCAGUUUGUAGGGAUACAGUGUCCUGUCUGGUUGCUGAAAAUAUUUGCAGAUGGUGUGGUGUUGGGUGUUUCUGUACUGUCGUUUUAUUAGAUUUCCUAAGCAUCUGAUUUCUUUC